UUUUGUAGACCAUAAGUGACUUUCCUGCCUAUGGGAUGUUGUCGGGAUGGACUACACAUGGGAGAUUAGCUUGUCCAUAUUGUAAUGGAGCGACAGAUGCGUUUCAACUGAAGAAUGGGAGGAAGACAAGUUGGUUCGAUUGUCAUCGUAGAUUUCUUCCCAUUGGCCAUCCGUACCGAAGAAACAAGACAUUGUUUAGGCACAAAAGGGUUGUGAGAGACACUCCUCCUCCAUAUUUAACUGGAGAAGAAACUGAAAAGCAACUCGAUUACUAUGGAGCUUUGGAAACAGUUCCUCGUGGUGGUAAUUGGCAUGUUCCCCCUAAUAUGCCUGAUUCUUACGGUGUUCAUCACAACUGGCACAAGAAGAGUAUAUUUUGGGAGUUGCCAUAUUGGAAGGAUCUUCUUCUGCGCCACAACCUUGAUGUGAUGCAUAUAGAGAAGAAUUUCUUUGAGAACAUCAUGAAUACAAUAUUGAAUGUCCCGGGGAAGACAAAAGACAACAUAAAAUCAAGGUUAGACUUGCCGGAUAUUUGCUCAAGAAGCGAGUUACAUAUAAACAGCAAUGGGCAAGUUCCUGUUCCGAUAUUCAGAUUGUCUUCAGAAAAAAAGUCGGUGUUGUUCAACUGGGUAGCAUCAGAAGUGAAAUUCCCUGAUGGGUAUGUUUCAAAUCUGUCUAGAUGCGUUGAAAAGGGUCAAAAGUUCUCUGGGAUGAAGAGUCAUGACUGUCAUGUCUUUAUGCAACGACUACUUCCCUUUGCUUUUGCGGAGCUACUUCCUACAAACGUACAUGAAGCACUUGCAGGCAUUGGAGCAUUUUUCAGGGAUCUGAGCACCCGCACCCUUAAAGUAGAAGUCGUGGAACAGCUUCAAGAGAACAUUCCCAUCUUAUUGUGCAACUUGGAGAAGAUAUUUCCUCCUGGGUUUUUUGACGUAAUGGAGCAUCUAGCUGUCCACCUUCCAUAUGAGGCAUUGCUUCGUGGACCUGUACAUUACGGAUGGAUGUAUCAGUAUGAGCGAGCCAUGAAAUAUUUGAAGGGAAAAGCAAAGAACCUUGCAAAGGUUGAAGGUUCUAUAAUUGCUGGAAGUUUGACGGAAGAAACUUCUCACUUCACAUCGUACUACUUUGCGUCAAAAGUACGUACUCGGAAAAGAGCUCCAAGGAGAUAUGAUGAUGGUGGUGUCGCGCCAACAUACGCAGUUGCUGGUGUUCCAGACAUCUUUAGCCAGAUUGGGCGACUGGGUGGAAAAUCAAAAGAGGUUUGGUGGUCGAGUGAAGAAGACGCUCAUAGUGCACACACCUAUAUUCUACUUAAUUGUGAGGAUCCAUUGAUUCGUUAUUUUGAAAGGUACAACAAAUUCGAGCCUUUCAUCUUAGCUUCACAAGCAGAUCAAGUUAGCUACCUUCCAUACCCUCGGAUGAGAGAAUCGGGAAUAAAUUGGUUAUCCGUGAUCAAAGUUACACCUCGAGGACGAAUCAUAAGUGGAGAAGAACCACCAUUGCAAGAAGAACAGAUAAAUGAAGUCGAGGAACCUGAACAACAAAUUGAUGACAUUCUUCUCAUUGAUCCGCAUAAUCAUGAGUAUGAAGAUCUUACCGACGAUGGCACAGAUGAAGCUGUUGAAGACGAGUUUAAUGAAAAUGAUGAUGUUUCUAGUGAUGACGAAAAUGUAUCCGAUUGAUGUAUUUGUGUUUUAAUAUGAUUGAUUUUCAGACUUAA
Raphanus sativus (radish) is the source of this 1720-nucleotide messenger RNA. RefSeq lists its product as uncharacterized. The record is from RefSeq and is a predicted model, not a curated record. The coding region runs from base 36 to 1682 and encodes 548 amino acids. The transcript has 3 exons. NCBI's taxonomy places the organism in Eukaryota, Viridiplantae, Streptophyta, Magnoliopsida, Brassicales, Brassicaceae.